CCCUCUCAUCGUCUCUUUCUCUUAUUUUUCUGCAUUUUUUUUCUCCUCCCCGAUCCGAAAGCGCAAGUAAAAUCCCAAAGAUCGCGAUCUCAAAACUCUGCCAUACAGAUCUGAAAACCCAGAAAUUUCUACGAAAUAUUCAAAUUCUUCGUCUUCUUCUUUUCGUUUCUUUAAUCCGAUCGUAAUUUACCGUGCUAAUUUCCAGAUAUCUGGGAAAAAAAUAUAAAAAGAGGAAAAAUUAAACCCUAAGAAUUCAAUUUUGUGUAAGAAUACUUACUCUCUGGAAUUUGUUUUGGUGGUGGUAAAAUUUGGAUAAUUUUUUACAGCGAUUUAUGGUCGCUGGUGGAUUUGGGUGGAACAAUUUCGAGGAAACCCUAGAGGGUGGUGUGAUGGGGAAAGAUGAUGAAAGUGCGAAAGUGGUGGAGGAUGUAGAAGAAGGUGAAAUUUCCGAUUCGAAUUCAGUGGAGGAGAUCAGUGAGGAAGAUUUUGUCAAGCAGGAGAAGCAGCAGGAAGUUAAGGUGGUGGUUCCGCCGCCGCCGCCCAAGGAUCAAUCUAAAUCCAACGGCGGAGAUGAUGCCAGGGUUUGGACGAUGCGCGACAUGUACAACCACCCGGGACUUCGGGGGUACAGGUCCGGCUUGGUUAGCCUCGCUUGGGCUCAGGCCGUACAGAAUAAGCCGCUCAAUCAGAAGCCACUCAAUCAGUUUCUGCAGAUGAAUGUUGAUCCCGACGAGAAAUUGAAGCGAUCGUCAUCGUCGCCGUCGGUGAAUUCGCCUGAAAGGAGCAAUGCGAAGGAAGUGGAUGGAGUGGUGAUUGUUGACAGUGGCGAUGAAAUGGAUGCUGAGAAGGAGGAAGGGGAGUUGGAGGAGGGUGAGAUUGAUUUGGAUUCGGAGGCUUCUGCUGACGAAAAGGCCGCCGCGGGUGUGGCUGACGAAGCUGGAGAUGGUGUUUUGGAUUGUGAUAAUAUGAACCUUGAUAAUCCAGAGACAGGCUUGAAGAAUGAGGAGCUGGAGAAGCGAGUGAGCUUGAUUCGGAAAGCUUUGGCAAGUGUUACUAGAAAUGAAGCAGAGAAAUCAUUUGUGGAUGUUUGUCUCCAGUUACUCAACACUUUGGUGAGCUUGCGUGGGGUGCUUUCGGAAACUAAUGUUUCCACAAAGGAAGCUCUUGUUCAUCUGUCCUUCACUGCGGUACAAGCUAUCAGCUCUGUGUUCUGCUCCAUGAGACCAGUCCAAAAGGAACAGAACAAAGAUAUUAUAUCAAGGUUACUUUCUUCUGUGAAGAAUGAUCCUCCUCUUUUUACCCCUGAGCAGAUCAAAGAGAUAGGGGUCUUGACAUCCUUUGUGGAUUCCCCUGAUGUUUUUCUUCAAACUAAAGCAGGCAUUAAAGAUGAUGAGAUACAGGUUAUCGGGUUUAAUAAUAAGAAUUCUGACGCUUCAGCUGUAAAUGCGACUUCUUCAGCUAACUACAGCAAUCCAAUUAUGUUGUCCGAAGUUCCAAGACCAGGAGUGUCUAGUUUGAAGGGUAGACGGGUUGUGCUUCCCCUGUUAGACACUCACAAGGAUCAUGAUGCAGAUAGCCUUCCUUCCCCAACACGAGAAUCCCCAUCAUGUUUUCCUGUUCAGAACACAUUGGUUUUUACUGAUAGGAUGGUAAAACCAGAGCCUGAUACCUCUAGGGCGCCAAAUGCAGAAGGUUCUGGAUUGCAUCCUUAUGAUACUGAUGCCCUUAAAGCUGUAUCUACUUAUCAACAUAUUAACCGGAGCUCUUUUUUCAUGAGUGAAAGACUUCCAAGUCCAACCCCUUCAGAAGAUGGUGAUAAAGGGGAUGCUGAUACUGUGGGAGAGGUUUCUAGUUCUUCUUCUGCUAGUAAUUUGAGAACUUCAGGUCCUCCUAUUUUGGGACAGCAAGUUGUUUCUCCCUUCCCUAUCCCUGUGGGUAGCUCCAGCAUGCAAGAACGAUUUACAGGUAAAAGUGCUGCCCCUGCGAGUUCUGGGUCUAAAAUCACCAUAAAAGCUCCAACUAGGAAUAGAGAUCCUAGGCUUCGGUUUUCCAAUUCUGAUGUGGGUGUCUUGAAUCAUAACCCACAACCCUUGACGGUGCAUAGUGCACCUAAAAUAGAUUCGGUUAUAACAUUAAGCUCGAGAAAGCAAAAACCCCUUGAGGAUUCAAAAUUAGAUGGUCCUGCAUUAAAGAGGCAAAGGAAUACAUUGGGAAACUCGGGUUUUGUUAAAGAUCCAAAAACCGCUUCUGGAAGUUGUGGCUGGUUGGAGGACAUUGGUGGCGUUGGACCUCAUUUAAUUAGCAAUAAUCAGACAGUGGAGAACACACAGUCUGAUCCCAGAAAAGUGGUUAAUGUUGUAAGUAGUCCUAGUACUGUUGAUGGAAACUCAAAUGGCCCAAACAGUUCAAAUGAGCAUGUGUCAUUGACGGAUUUAAGCACGGCUUCCUUGCCUGCAUUAUUAAAGGCUGUGAAUCCAACCAUGCUGUUAAACAUACUUAAGCUGGGACAGCAGCAAAGGUUAGCUGCAGAAGCCCAGCCGAAGUCUGCUUAUCCUGAAAAAAGUAUGACACAUCCUAUAAGCUCAAAUUCAAUACCAGGGUCAGAUGCAUCAGUGAAUGUUCCUUCAAAGACCACAGCAAUGUUGCAGACACUUCCUGUUAGUUCACAAAAAGCUCUGAUGGAUGAGUCAGGGAAAGUCUGUAUGAAACCCCGCGACCCUCGCCGUAUUCUCCAUGGUAAUGCACUUCAAAAGAGUAGGAGUUUGGGACAAGAGCAGUUCAGAAAUAUUGUAACCCCACUGCCGAGCAGCCAGGGGAAUAAGGAUAAUCUUACUGGCGAAAAGCAAGAUGGUCAGUCAGAUAUGAAGCUAGUCACUUCUCAAUCAGUAGAGGCCCCUGACAUUGCUCGCCAAUUCACAAAGAAGAAUCUGAUAUGCCAUGCAAAUUUUUGGAAAAAAAUCUCAUUUUAUGGCUCAUCUGAAAGUGGAGAAUUCAUUGCAUUGCCUCAUCAGGCUAGUCAACUUUUUGAGUUGCAUCUUUACACAAUGGGGAACAAGCUAUAUGCUACGGAAAUGGCAAAAGUGCUAGAUCCAACAGGGGUACUUUUUGCUGGACGAGUCAUUUCUAGAGGUGACGAUGGAGAUUCUGAUGAUGGUGAUGCUCCCAAGAGUAAGGAUCUGGAAGGAGUUUUGGGUAUGGAAUCAGCUGUUGUGAUUAUAGAUGAUUCUGUGAGGGUCUGGCCGCAUAACAAACUGAACUUGAUAGUUGUGGAACGUUAUACGUACUUUCCUUGUAGCAGACGACAAUUUGGGCUUCUAGGUCCUUCUCUACUCGAGAUUGAUCAUGACGAGAGACAAGAAGAUGGGACUUUGGCAUCCUCAUUGUCGGUUAUUGAGAAGAUACAUCAGAUCUUUUUCUCCCAUCCCUCCCUAGAUGAAGCAGAUGUUAGAAAUAUUCUAGCCUCUGAGCAGCGGAAGAUUUUGAACGGUUGUCGUAUAGUAUUUAGCAGGGUGUUUCCAGUUGGUGAGGUCAAUCCUCACCUACAUCCGCUGUGGCAGACAGCUGAACAGUUUGGUGCUGUGUGUACCAACCAUAUAGAUGACCAGGUCACCCAUGUAGUUGCCAAUUCCCUUGGAACUGACAAGGUGAAUUGGGCUAUUUCUUUGGGAAAAUUUGUUGUCCAUCCUGGCUGGGUGGAAGCAUCAGCUUUGCUUUAUCGGAGGGCAAAUGAGCAGGAUUUUGCCAUUAAACCAUAAACAAUCACCACCCUAACCCUUCCGAUAACUAAAACUGAUUGACAUAGAAUCAAGAAUCGCAUUGGAGUCGGGAUGAAAACCUUAGAUUAUGCUGAGAGCAGCAAAACCCUAGACCUGACACUGCUUGGCCUCGUUUUGAUUCUGUGAUUCAUGCUUUCCACCCAUUAAUUGGCAGUUGCACCUCAAAUUGCCGAGGUUUCGCUUUCAUGGUCGGUUUCAUUGUGAGAAGAGGAAUGAGGUGGUAAACUCUUGCUCGAGCUUUGGUGGCUCAGUUCGGGCUUGGUAGUUCUGGUUGGGUGUUGAGGUGCCUCCCUGUCACAUUUUGUUCCCGAUUAAGUAAGAGAAGGUUGCCAGACGUGGUCACUUCGCGGACGAGGAUGGUAAAAGGCAAGUUUUCGAGACCCAAAACGUAAAAUAAGAGAUUGAAACCUAGUGAUGGACCAAUAUGGCUCUGCUAGGAGGUAGAUUUCGGAAACGGAUGGUGAGGGUAUGAAGGGAAAGGUGGUGGUUUGGGGUGGUGGGGAUACAAAACUCUAUCUGGGGUGCGAAAGAGCAAGUCUGGCAAAGGGAGAAAUUGGUCAGUCGAAGCAGCAUUUGGAUAUUUGGUAGUCAGCAGGUGGGAAAAAUGGUUGGGCUGGUUGUGAAGGUGCCUGAUUACAGUUAAUCCUUCACCCUAAUCACAGCUAACUAAUGAUUUAGCUAUUGAAUUUGCAUCGACACCUAAUUAACUUGGUUUUCAAAGAAAGAAAACAUCAAGAAUAAGCGACUAUACGGAUUUUCAUACACACGAAUUAUGUUGCAUAAGAUUUCAGCCUGGAUCGCUGUUUACUUUGUUUUAACAUGUAAAUCUCAUUUUCUAUCUCUCUCCUCACGUAACGUUUCUGAACCCUUACAUAUGAAAAUCCGCUAAACUUAAGGAGGACUACUUGAGUUUUCUUUAGGCAGGAAGGUCCUUCGGGAAUUCAGAGUUGCUUUUUAUGUUAGAGUGAUGCUGAUGCCUAAAAGCUUAUGAGGGUACUUCGAGUAGUAGUCAAGAAUUCAAUGAAAUUACCAUUUUUAGCACUCGCAGAACUUCUGCAUGGUUGUAAAGGGUAUGUGGACGUGAACUUUGCUUAUUUAGCAAAUAGCGAUGAUUGCCUAAACCUUACAGCAUCAUUAUUUGAGAAUGGUCCAAACUCCAUUUUUGACAA
This is a messenger RNA of Malus domestica (apple), 4945 nucleotides long. Lineage: Eukaryota; Viridiplantae; Streptophyta; Magnoliopsida; Rosales; Rosaceae. The record is from RefSeq and is a predicted model, not a curated record.